CACAAGUUGAGCUUUAAAUUCAUAUGAUAUAGACUCUAUCGUACAAAAAAAAUAGUUAUACUGGACAACCUUUUUCACCCGCAAAAAAAUGGCAUUUCAAGGAGGAGCCGAUUGCUCGGCAGGAGCCAAUCCAAUGGCACAAAUGCUCAAACAAUUUAGUCAGGAUCGGUCGCUGCAAAGAGAUCGUUUCGCAGGGCCUUCGCAAGCCCAAGGACCUUCUACGAUCCGAACCACACGUCAAGGACCGGCUUUCCACCCGGAGGAUAGCAUGGUGAAUGAGUUCUUUGGUCAGGAGGCCCAGCGACCAGUAGGACCUGCUGGUUCAGUAGCCGGUCCUUUCCAGUUCACCGAUUUACAAAGGGAAUUGGAAGCCGUACAUCAACAAGGGCCCAUGACAGGUGGAUGGGCCAAUGAAUUUGACGCCGUUCAGCAAGGUCCUCGAUUGUGGGAAGUUAAUCCCGAAGAAGAAGCAGCCAUGGAGAAAGCAUUCCAAGAAAGUAGAAUGGCCGCUGGUCCCGUACACGCUGGUUCAGCCUGGCAAGAAGAGUUCAUCAACCAACCUGAUGUGGCCCAUAUCGAUCCUCAACAACAUGCAGAGUUUGAACAAGCUUUCCAACAACACUUUGACUGGGCCAAUGAUUUCGCAUUAACGCAAGACAAAGGUAAAUCCCGUGAAAUGAAUGGCGCCAACUGGGAGGAGCAAUUCGCCGCUUUCGAACCUCAGGUGGAAACGGAAGAAGCCAUGGCCCGAAAAUUGGAAGAAGCCGCCGCAGCUCAAGAUUUCAGCAGUUUCGAUUCCGUGUGGCGCGAUGUCACUGAUAUCCCACGUGGCGAAGAAAACUGGGACGACGAAUUCAACGAUUUUAAUAUCAAUGGAAAUAACUUGAUGUACAAGCCAGAUCUUGGUGAAUACGUAUUUGAAGUGGUGAAUCCUUUCUUACAGCAUGCCAACCCUAUGGCGGAAGGAAUGCGAUUACUGGAGCAAGGUGGUAGCUUGAGUGAAACGGCUUUGGCUUUUGAAGCAGUUGUACAAAAGGACCCGCUCAACUCGGAAGCCUGGAUGCACCUUGGUAAUGUGCAAGCUCAAAACGAAAAGGAAGAAGCCGCCAUUCGUGCUCUUGAAAAAGCCAUUGAAGUCGAUCCCAGCAAUGGCCCUGCAUUGAUGUCACUUGCCGUCAGUUACACCAAUGAAUCGUACGAUCAUGCUGCAUACCAAACCCUGGAACGCUGGAUCUCCGAAAAAUACCCUGAAUUGGUGGAUAAGUCGUUGCCCACGCCCGCUUCACCUUUUGAACUUCAUGGUCGUGUCACCGAUCUGUAUUUGGCAGCUGCACGGCAGGCUCCGGAUGGUCAGCUUAUGGAUCCUGAUGUGCAGGUCGGUCUUGGUGUUUUAUUCUAUGGCAGUGGCGAUCUCGAUAAGGCGGUGGAUUGUUUCGUGUCCGCCUUGAAAGGCAGACCAGAGGACUAUUUGUUAUGGAAUCGCUUGGGUGCCACACUGGCAAACAACGGCCGAUCUGAAGAAGCCAUCGAUGCGUAUCACAAGGCGUUGGAGUUGCGCCCAUCCUUUGUACGUGCACGUUACAACCUCGGUGUAUCUUGCAUCAACAUUGGAUGUUACAAGGAAGCUGCCGAACAUCUUUUGUCAGGUCUAGCGAUGCACAAACGAGGCGCCACGGAUGCCGAGGAGGGUGUGAAUGUGUCCAAUAACAUGUGGGAGAUGCUGAGGAAAUCGUUGUUUAUGAUGGAUCGACGAGACCUGGCUGAUAAGGCCGUUGCGGGAGCCGAUAUCAAUCAGUUCCGUGGGGAAUUUGAGUUUUGAAAAUAGAGAAACUGUACAAUAAUUCUCAUAGAAGAGAUUGCUGGUAAAUCUAUACGGAAACAUAUUUCAGAUCAAAUACUAUGGAUAAUCUAUAAAAAGAGAAACAAGCGACGCAAGUGUUCUUGCUGAUCGUUCCAUACAUAGGAGGGUAGACGGAUACUGUUUAGUAGUGUAGCUCAUGAAUUGAAAUGGGCAAUAACAUAAACAAGCGCUGAAGCUUAGUGUCUUU
Molecule: messenger RNA, 2048 nt
Organism: Radiomyces spectabilis
Lineage: Eukaryota; Fungi; Mucoromycota; Mucoromycetes; Mucorales; Radiomycetaceae
Exons: 6
Coding region: 89-1819 (576 amino acids)
Biological process (GO): protein import into peroxisome matrix, docking
Cellular component (GO): cytosol; peroxisomal membrane
Molecular function (GO): protein binding
Source: RefSeq, a predicted model, not a curated record